CAUAGCUUCAUUCAUUCACUCUAUCCUGCUCGCUUCCCAUCCCUCUUCAAACACUACCUUUUCUUCCUUUUAUGCACUCUUUGUGGUCUUCGUUCCUCUUGUUUAUUCUUCUCACUUUCUCCUCUUCUCAAAAGGUGUGUCCUAGUUGAGGGCCAUAUUUACUACAUAUCUCGUUUCCGCGACCUUUUCAGGCGCUGGUUAGGAGAGUCGAAAAUGUCCUCGUCCAAUUCCUCAUCUAUCCGUAUUGCUGUGGAGGGUUGUGGUCAUGGCUGUCUUCACGAUAUCUACGCCUCCGUUGAAAAGGCUGCCGCUUUGAAAGGUUGGGAUGGUGUUGAUCUGCUGAUUAUAGGAGGCGAUUUCCAGGCUGUUCGAAACUCAAAUGAUAUGGCCUGCAUGUCUGUACCGCAGAAGUACAAAGAGUUGGGCGAUUUUCACGAGUACUAUAGUGGGAAAAGGACUGCUCCUUACUUGACCAUUUUUAUUGCCGGUAACCAUGAAGCCAGUAGCCAUCUCUUUGAGCUUUAUUACGGCGGCUGGGCUGCGCCUAACAUCUACUUCAUGGGUGCGGCAAAUGUUCUUCGCUGCGGUCCGGUUCGGAUUGCUGCCAUGUCUGGAAUUUGGAAAGGCUAUGACUACAGAAAGCCACACUUUGAGAGAAUACCCUACAACCGCGAUGACAUUCAUAGCAUUUACCACAUUCGGGAACUUGAUGUUCGCAAGCUUCUUCAGAUCCGCUCCCAGGUUGACAUCGGAUUGUCGCAUGAUUGGCCGAGUAAAGUUGAGUACUCUGGGGAUUAUGAACGGCUUUUCCGCCAGAAACCUCUGUUCCGUGCAGACUCUCAGAACGGCAAGCUGGGCAGCCAAGCUGCCAGAUACGCUUUGGACCGCUUGCGCCCUGCUUACUGGUUUUCCGCGCACCUUCACGUGAGAUUCGUUGCCUCCGUCCAGCAUGCACCUCAUGCUGUACAGGGACAACAGAAUGCUGCUCCGCACUCAUUUGGCUUGGAUGGUACUACUUUCACCUCCAUGGUGCUGGGUGAAGAAGAACCUACAAACUCCGGCGACACUGCGAACGAUCGUCCGAAGUAUAUUGCUCCUAUCUUUCCCAACGAUGAUGAACGAAAUCCACCGACUGGCGAACAUCCCAUGCGCCAAGGAAAUGAGAAUUUGCCCGCAGACCCUGUAUCAGAAUCCAAAGUGACAGAAGAAGUAUCAAUGCAGGGCGCGCCCGUCACCACCAAGAGCAAGCUUUCGGCAUGGCAAAAUUUUCACGAGGUAGCCGCCAAAAAUGAAGUUGCUGAAAAUUCUCGAUUCUUGUCGGAACACAAGACAAACCAAGAAGCCGCCUUGAAUAUGCAGCACAAUCUAACUUGGCGGAAGAUUGACCUUGAUGAGGAUGGAUUCGGUCGAAAGUUGCCUGGUAUCGAAACAAGCAGAGACGCGGAAACUCGCGAGAGCAAAAAGCAGAAGACCGAACAUGAUCCCCAGCCUGUCAGGAAUUCAGACGAGAUUGAACUCGAUCUUGACAGCGACUCCGAUCAAGAGCCGGAGACUGAGGCCCCUCUGGCCAACCCCACUGCAGACAAGACCCCCAGCGAACCCGAAGAAGUCCCUAAAGAACCACAACACAGCGAAAUUGGUGUAUCCCAAGAGCUUCGAAACCAACUUCCCGCUAGCUUUGCGCGUCCCCAAGCCUCUUCUGCUCCAGUCAACGCACCUUUCCCAGAGGCCAUCUCCAACGUAGUCACCAACUUCCUUGCACUGGACAAAUGCCUCCCGAAACGCGACUUCCUCCAAUUGAUCGAGAUCAACGCCAUCUCCGACCAAGAAGGCGCCCAAUUUGAGCGUCCGUUCCGCCUUCAGUACGACAAAGAAUGGCUAGCAAUUACCCGCGUCUUCGCUCAAGAUCUCCAUCUUGGCGAUCCCUCUGCCAGACCAUCUCCAGAUAAGGGCGACGCAAUUUACAGGCCUCAAAUCAUCGAAGAAGAAAAAUGGAUCGAGGAGCAUGUCGUCAAACCAAAAAAACUAGACGUUCCGGAGAACUUCACUCCAACCGCACCAUUCUAUGACCCUUCGGUUCCUAUCACAACUGAUCAAGGCCCCAUUGAGUAUAACAACCCCCAGACUGCGACUUUCUGCGAUCUGAUUGGAAUCGAAAAUAAAUUCCACCUCAGUGAUGAACAACGACAGGCCCGUAUGGAUAUUGGCCCGCGCCCGUGCGCUGACCAAGGUGGAAAUAUGAACCGAUUCCAAGGACGCCGCGGCGGGUUCGGUGGCCGUGGUGCAGGCGGAGGUGGAGGCGGACGCGGACAUGGUCGAGGUGGCUAUGGCAGUCGUGGCCGUGGACGCGGAGGACGUCGCUAGUUUUCAUCUUUGAUAGAUGAAAUCUGCAACGUCUCUGUGCUACUUGAUUUCAUACAUGGCCCGUUUGGUCUCUUUUCUCUGUCUCUCCAUUUCUUUCCAAUACCGCUGGCCGGAGAAGGACUGGAGAAUACUGGGACUUGACUUGCCUACGUUGUGUUUCGUAUUUUUGUUUUGUCCUUGCCUACUGGCUAGGCUUCUUUUUUUUUUUCAAUUUUGUGAGCAGUGGGUGCACAUCUUCCAACAGAUGAUGUAUACUACGGGCUGAAAAACGCAGCAAAAUAGUCGGUCAUCCAGGUGAUCGAUCCAAAAUGACUAAUUACGCCUACUGGGAAAUAACUAAGUAAUGUACUUUUCUUUCUUCUUUGUAUUACAUCAACUUAAGGCUAGAGAUGGGAU
Aspergillus ochraceoroseus IBT 24754 is the source of this 2760-nucleotide messenger RNA. RefSeq names its product RNA lariat debranching enzyme. Gene Ontology annotation, molecular function: RNA lariat debranching enzyme activity. The coding region runs from base 214 to 2364 and encodes 716 amino acids. Gene Ontology annotation, cellular component: nucleus. The record is from RefSeq and is a predicted model, not a curated record. Lineage: Eukaryota; Fungi; Ascomycota; Eurotiomycetes; Eurotiales; Aspergillaceae. The transcript has 3 exons. Gene Ontology annotation, biological process: mRNA splicing, via spliceosome.